AUGUCUAUAAAUAAAGAAAAAACUAAAUUUAACACUUUCAGACUCCCAACUAAAAAAAAAAUUUGUUCAUGUACACACAAUGAAUAUUCAGAAGAUUUGAAGAUACCAAAAGCAAUUGAUGGUGUUCCAAUUGAACUCGAAAAUAUAUUAACAUUUAAAGAAUAUGAAAGAAUUGUUAAAACUUGUAAAAGAAUAAUUUCUUUAAAAAUGUUUACAGAUAAAUUGUACUAUAUAACAUUUGCUAUGGGAAUAGCUGCCUUUUUCUUAUAUUUCCCAUUUUUAUACACUCGUAGAAAAUUAUUGAUUUUGGCAAUGAUUGCAGUAGUUAGUUUCAUUCUUUUAGUUGGUUUAGCUUUAUCAAGAUUAACAAUUAUGAAAUUAAAAGCAAAAUUAGAUCAAAAAAUUCAAAUAUUAAAUAAUGAUUUUAAAGAAAAAAAUAUAAUAAUUGAAAGAGAGGUUAAAAAAGAACAAGUUUCAAGUAUGAGAACAAAAAAUCAUAUUUUAAUUAAUAUAAUUUAUAAUAUACAACUUAUUGCAGACCAAUCAAAUUCAACUAAAGCCGAAGAAUCUUUACAAAAAGAAAUUAAAAAAGAAAUCCAAGUAAUUGAAAAAAAUCCAAUUGAUAAAUUAAUUAAAAAUAAUUAUAAUAAUAGUAAUAAUGAUAAUAAUAGUAAUAAUAAUAGUUCUUAUACCCAAUUAAAUAUAUCUAAAUUACAACAACCUCAGUCACAACCAAUUGAAAUAAAAAUUAAAAAUAAAAACAAUGAUUACCAAAAGAUAGAAUAUUCAAUUGAAAUAAUUAAAGAUUUUAAUGUAAAUUUAAAGAAUGUUGACGAUGAUGAUGAUAAUAACGAUGUUGAAAUUGAAAUGGAUUCAAUGAACAAAGCAAACUUUGAAAUGGUUUCAAAUAUCUAUAGCGAUGAUAAAGCUCCAUUGAUUGUAUAA
Molecule: messenger RNA, 945 nt
Organism: Dictyostelium discoideum AX4
Lineage: Eukaryota; Evosea; Eumycetozoa; Dictyosteliales; Dictyosteliaceae
Exons: 2
Coding region: 1-945 (314 amino acids)
Source: RefSeq, a predicted model, not a curated record